GCACUGGCGAGAUUCUGCCAUUUUUUAAUGGUUCAAUUACAAAUAGAGUAAAUUAUAGGGAUGUUAUCCAAAUUCCACAGGAAAAUGCCUUUAUAAUGGCCUCAUCAGCUAUGGUAACAGCAAAUCAACUCAUAAUAAUGGAAGAACUGAAGCUCUUCAGAACUUGGUCAAGUCCCUUUGCUUUAAGGGUCGUUUGGGCACUAGACUUGAAGGGCAUUCAAUAUGAUACCAUAUUUGAAGAUAUCUCUAACAAGAGCUCUUUACUUCUUCAGUAUAAUCCUAUCUACAAGAAGGUACCAGUGCUUGUUCACAAUGGAAAACCAUUACUGGAGUCACUUGUAAUUCUUGAAUACAUCGACGAGACAUGGAAGCAGACUCCAUUACUGCCUGAAGAUCCUUCUGAACGAGCCACGGCACGCUUUUGGGCCAAAUUUGGAGAUGAUAAGGUUUUGCCAUCAAUAUGGAAUGUUUUUAUCAAGCAAGGGAAGGAUCAAGAGGAAGCUAUCGUUACAGCCCAGGAGAACUUGGGAUUUGUAGAAAGACAGCUUACUGGAAAAAAAUUCUUCAAUGGAGAGACAAUUGGACUUGUAGACCUUGCUUUUGGUUGGCUUGCUAAUUUGCUAAGUGUGUUGGAGGAGGUAUGUGGUGCGACCUUGAUAGAUCAUGAAAAAUUUCCCUUGUUAUUAGAAUGGAUCCAGAAUUUCGCAUAUGCUCCAAUAAUUAAAGAAAGCUGGCCCCCUCGAGACAAACUGAUCACCAAAUACCAAGCUCAUCAUGAAGUUUACACUUCAAAAGAGGCACCAAAAUGAAUGUGAUUUAUAAUUUCAAGGCCUUGUCUCGAAGUUCAAUGUGAAAAGAUUUCGUAUUUGUUUUGAGUCUUUGGAUAAGCACAGUGCUUAUCCUUAUCAAUUAGGAAGUCUUUGAAUAAGAGUUGAUAAGCAUAGUGCUUAUCCUUGAGUAUUGCUUAGGUUGCUUGGUUCUUUUUUUCAGUAGUCUGUAAGUCUCUAAAUGAGUGAAUGCUUUGCAAAAUAAUAUCACUGAGAGAAUUAUAAUGGACGUUAGUCUUUUGA
Quercus lobata is the source of this 1070-nucleotide messenger RNA. Its product is annotated as glutathione transferase GST 23-like. Bases 96 to 809 code for a protein of 237 amino acids. Gene Ontology annotation, cellular component: cytoplasm. The record is from RefSeq and is a predicted model, not a curated record. Lineage: Eukaryota; Viridiplantae; Streptophyta; Magnoliopsida; Fagales; Fagaceae. The transcript is spliced from 2 exons. Gene Ontology annotation, molecular function: glutathione transferase activity. Gene Ontology annotation, biological process: glutathione metabolic process.